UUGACUAGAAACAAGAGAAGAGCAACUCUCUCUCUCUCUCUCACAUAUGCUUCAUUUUAAAUCUUUCUUCUUGAAAUUAGAGUAAAACUUGGCCUAUAUAGCAGCACCUCACAGCUCAACAUAAGCCAGUCACUGUUGUCUGUCUUAGCUCUACUUCUUCUUCCACAAGCUAUACUUCCUGUUCAACUUUUUGUUUGAAUCUGCAGCCUCCUCUUCUGGGUUUCCUAGCUUAAAGGACUUAACUUUUAUUGAAGAUUAUACAAGUCCCAGUGCUUUUAGCUGAAGAGCUACUGUUUUGAAUUUGUGGGGUUGAAAGAAUGAAUGCUUCAAAGUUCAUUAAAUGUGUUACUGUUGGGGAUGGAGCUGUAGGGAAGACCUGCAUGCUAAUUUGCUACACCAGCAACAAGUUUCCUACUGAUUAUAUACCCACAGUGUUUGACAAUUUUAGUGCAAAUGUGGCUGUGGAUGGAAAUAUUGUCAAUUUGGGGCUAUGGGACACUGCAGGUCAGGAGGACUACAGCAGGUUGAGGCCACUAAGUUACAGAGGUGCAGAUAUAUUUGUGUUGGCUUUCUCUCUAAUUAGUAGAGCAAGCUAUGAGAAUGUUCUUAAGAAGUGGAUGCCAGAACUUCGCCGAUUUGCGCCUAAUGUUCCAAUUGUCCUUGUUGGGACAAAGCUUGAUCUUCGUGAGGACAUGCGCUAUCUAGCUGAUCAUAUGGGAUCGAACAUCAUAACUUCUGCUCAGGGAGAGGAGUUGAGAAAGCAAAUAGGAGCCGCAGCUUAUAUUGAAUGCAGCUCUAAGACCCAACAGAAUGUCAAAGCGGUGUUUGACACUGCCAUCAAGGCUGUUCUUCAACCUCCAAGAAGGAAGGAUAUGGUUAAGCAGAAAAGGCACCGAAGGUCUGGUUGCUCAAUUGUGAGCAUUGUCUGUGGAGGAUGUGACGCUUAGGAUGAAGCCAGGCAAGCAAAGGCAUUGAAUUUACAGGCAACUGCUGUAGGGGAGUUUACAGGCUUAUUCCUGAAAGCUAAUAUAUUCUUAUGUGUGUAUUGUUCUAGUUUUGAGUAUGGGAUUUCUUAUGUCUACUUUGCCAACUGCUGACUGCUGGGGAAAGCGGAGGGAAUUGUUCAUUCUCUCAUGUAUUUGGUGUAUGGUUGAUUCCUAAAUUAUAACUAAUUUCUAUUACUACUCCCUCUUCCUAGAUCAUAUGGCACUUCAUAUUGUUGUGGUUGUGUUGA
Molecule: messenger RNA, 1234 nt
Organism: Rosa rugosa (rugosa rose)
Lineage: Eukaryota; Viridiplantae; Streptophyta; Magnoliopsida; Rosales; Rosaceae
Product: rac-like GTP-binding protein ARAC7
Exons: 8
Coding region: 318-947 (209 amino acids)
Biological process (GO): regulation of cell shape; cortical cytoskeleton organization; small GTPase-mediated signal transduction
Cellular component (GO): plasma membrane; cell projection; cytoskeleton
Molecular function (GO): GTP binding; GTPase activity; protein kinase binding
Source: RefSeq, a predicted model, not a curated record